Messenger RNA from Ambispora leptoticha, 240 nucleotides. NCBI's taxonomy places the organism in Eukaryota, Fungi, Glomeromycota, Glomeromycetes, Archaeosporales, Ambisporaceae. The record is from the annotation of a GenBank genome assembly.
GAGACCAAACUGGAAAAAACGAGCAAGCCAAAAAGAAAGUUUUGAGUUAUUAUCAGUCUAUUGCUCCCACCAACGACCUUGACCGAACCAUGGAUUUGUUAACCAUUUAUUACACCUACCGGAGGGUCAAAAAUGCUACGCCCACUUUUGCCUCAGAAGUAAUUUCAGAUUACAAUCAAAAAUGGGAAAAAUUUUUUAGCCAGUAUCGCGAGGAGCCGUUUCCAGUAUUUCCACCCACCA